CUUCUGUAAUCCCAGCAAGUCGGGAGGCUGCUGCCGCAGGAGAAUUCGCCUGAACCCGGGACGGGGAGGUUGCAGUGAGCCGACAUCACGGCACUGCACUCCAGCCUGGGCGACAGAGAAAGACUUUUGUCUCAAAACAAAAAAAAAAAAAAAAAAAUGGUAUUUUGUGGUUUUUCCAUGCUUUCUCCCUGAAAGACUAGCCCUAUUUAACUAAAUGGCUAUUGGCUGGGCGCGGUGGCUCACGCCUGUAAUCCCAGCCCUUUGGGAGGCCGAGGCAGAUGGAUGACCUGAGGUAGGGAAUUCCGAGACCAACCUGGCCAACGUGGUGAAAUCCGGUCUCUACUGAAAAUACAAAAAUUAGCCGGCCUAUGGGAGGCUGAGGCAGGAGAAUCGCUUGAACCUGAGAGGCAGAGGUUGCAGUGAGCUGCGAUCGCACCACUGCACUCCAGCCUUGGCGACAGAGUGAGACCCUGACUCAGUCAAUCAGUAAAUAAAUAGCUAUUGGAUACCGUUUCUUUUUUUAGGGACAGGGUCUGUCUGUUGCCCAGGCAGGAGUACCAUGGCAUGAUCCCUGCCGACUGCCGCCUCAAGCCAUUCUCCCCAGUUCCGGAACUAGAGCUCACGGAUGAUUGAUAUCCAGACCAGGAUGGCUGGGCGAGCAUUGGAGCUUCUUUAUCUGCCAGAGAAUAAGCCCUGUUACCUGCUGGAUAUUGGCUGUGGCACUGGGCUGAGUGGAAGUUAUCUCUCAGAUGAAGGGCACUAUUGGGUGGGCCUGGAUAUCAGCCCUGCCAUGCUGGAUGAGGCUGUGGACCGAGAGAUAGAGGGAGACCUACUGCUGGGGGAUAUGGGCCAGGGCAUCCCAUUCAAGCCGGGCACAUUUGACGGUUGCAUCAGCAUUUCUGCUGUGCAGUGGCUGUGUAAUGCUAACAAGAAGUCUGAAAACCCUGCCAAGCGCCUGUACUGCUUUUUUGCUUCUCUUUUUUCUGUUCUCGUCCGGGGAUCCCGAGCUGUCCUGCAGCUAUACCCUGAGAACUCAGAGCAGUUGGAGCUGAUCACAACCCAGGCCACAAAGGCGGGCUUCUCCGGUGGCAUGGUGGUGGACUACCCUAACAGUGCCAAAGCAAAGAAAUUCUACCUCUGCUUGUUUUCUGGGCCUUCGACCUUUAUACCAGAGGGGCUGAGUGAAAAUCAGGAUGAAGAUGAACCCAGGGAGUCUGUGUUCACCAAUGAGAGGGUCCCAUUCAGGAUGUCGCGGCGGGGAAUGGUGAGGAAGAGCCGGGCAUGGGUGCUGGAGAAGAAGGAGCGGCACAGGCGCCAGGGCAGGGAAGUCAGACCUGACACCCAGUACACCGGUCGCAAGCGCAAGCCCCGCUUCUAAGUCGCCACAUGGUUCUGGAUAGGCACUUGCCUCUGUACUUUCUAUAUUGUUCAGCUGACAAAGUAGUAUUUUAGAAAAGUUCUCAAGUUCUAAAAAUGUUUUCUACAGUAAAAAAAAGUACUCUGGGCCGGGUGUGGUGGCUCACACCUGUAAUCCCAGCACCUUGGGAGGCUGAGGCGGGAGGAUCAUUUGAGGCCAGGAAUUUAACACCUGCCUGGGCAACAUAAUGAGACUUCGUUUCUGGGGGGGGGGGGGGGGCUCUGGAAGCAUCUUAUUUUGUUUAAAAGCAAGAAAUAAAAAUUCCUUUUGUGGA
This is a messenger RNA of Rhinopithecus roxellana (golden snub-nosed monkey), 1691 nucleotides long. RefSeq names its product BUD23 rRNA methyltransferase and ribosome maturation factor (gene BUD23). Gene Ontology annotation, cellular component: nucleolus. Gene Ontology annotation, molecular function: rRNA (guanine) methyltransferase activity. Lineage: Eukaryota; Metazoa; Chordata; Mammalia; Primates; Cercopithecidae. Gene Ontology annotation, biological process: rRNA (guanine-N7)-methylation. The transcript is spliced from 11 exons. Bases 626 to 1378 code for a protein of 250 amino acids. The record is from RefSeq and is a predicted model, not a curated record.